ACACCUCAUGAAUAUGGUCUCCUUAUGGCGCUAUCCACCUCAGCCUGAGCUUAUAGAGACAAACACUGGCCUUCCAUCACCCAAAUUCUUCCAACUCCAUCCCUUUUUCAUUUGGAAACCUGAGCACAGUAUAAUGGAAAGGCUUAGGAACAAUUACAUCCUGCCUUGUCUUUACAGAUGUCAAAAUCCAAAUGUUGUGUCCUCUGGUGUGGGAAGACCCAGAGUGAUCCUUGGUAUUACUGGGCAAUUUUACAUCCUUGCUUGACGUCUGUGUUGUAAGGCAUGCAAAAGAUACUGGUUUGCUGAUAAACCUCAGUGGCUGGACAUUCUAGCACAGCGAUUCAGAAACAUCUUGUCAGCCUUCCUCACCCAUAAGAAGGCAAUCUGUAAAACAGUGAUGGAUGAACUGAGGCGCUCUGGAAAAUCCCCUAAUGGCAUGGCCAACCAGCUGUCUGAGGUGCUUCACCUUAAAUUUGAAAGAGCACAUCUGGCUUACCUUCUCAGUGUGCAGAAUGUCAGGGAUGCUGAAGCAGGGCUGUAUGGUCAGAAAACCAUCACUGGGGCACUGAGGAAGGAUGACACACCUGCACCGUUUGGGGAUUACGGAGACACUGAUGGGUGGAAUGGGGUGUCUGUCUCUGCACACUAUUUAAUAGAGUGCCUCCUUCAUGAAUAUCAGCGGCAGGAAGCAGCUCUCACUCAGCUCCUACAAGGAACUUUUGGACAGGUGUUCAGGUCAGAUCACACACGCAAAGUUGCUAGAAAAGUGACCCUCUUAUCUGGCACAAUGUCAUCCUAUGCUGUGAUGAACGAGAACUGGAUGAUUCUGUUCUGGGUGAUGCUGCAGAGUGAAAGUGGGCAGUCAUUGGAGUCAAUGUACUGUGGGCUAUCCAAUCGCUACAGUGUUGCUGGUAUUCCCAAGGCCAAGUACCAGUGGGUGGACAGGGACUGCUGUGCCGCUUUCAGAGUGAUGGACCCAGGACCUUAUGAGCACCAGCAGUGGGAAGCCUGGAGGACCACAGAAGCUACUGUGGCAGAGGUUACAUCAGGAAACCUCAAGAAUUUACAUGCCGCUUGCAGGAAGUUCAACGAGGACAUGGUUGUUAAACUGGACUUGUGUCACUGUAUGCGGCGGUUCACCAGGGAGUGUGUUUCGGAGCACCAUCCUCUGUAUGGCUCUUUCUGCCAGUUCCUCUCUUCUGCCUUCUCUGUAGUUGAUCAGGGUGACCUGGAGAAACUGAAGAACGCAUACAGAUUCUGUGGUAUCGAGCCUGCUAAUCCCACCAAGCUGCACAUCAGAGAGCAUUGUAGGACAAAAGUGCCACAUCCCAGAGAGCUGGUUCAAAGGGUGGAAGAAGUGUUACACCAUUUCUAUCUGGCAAAGGAUCCCAACAACAUCUUCCUUUUCAAACCCACAAUGUUAAAAUUAUGGUGGAUUCAGCGUAUCCACAUCCUUAGAGGCUGCCUGAGUGAUCCUGAGGUGGAGGAAGGAAUCCUCUACAUAUAUGGUGGAACCCUACAGCUGAAUCAUGUCAAGGGUGAUGGAGCUGCUGUGCCCAUUUGGAUCCCUGUGAGAGGCACUUCACAGCAGGAGGGGUUUCAUUUCCACCAGGCUCAGUGGGUAACGGGCAAUUGUGUCUCUCCUGAGUUGUUCCAGGCACAGGGUAUGACUGGUGUGGCACGCUGGAAUUAUCAGCGGCUGGUGGACCUGAAGCAGCCUGGGGUUGUCUUACCUGGAGUGUUUGACCCUGUUUUGAUGAUAGAGUUAAAUAGGGCAUCUAUAAGUGUGACAGGGCAACCCAAAUAUCCAGCCUUGCACAUCUCCAGCAGGGACACAGGAGAGAGGUUUGGCCUGCAAUAUGUGGAGCCAGGUUGUCGACCUGUGCCUCUUGACUUUGACAAGCACAAAAGCAGGAAGACAGACCUAGGAGAUGUGGAGAUGCAAGAGGAGUCUUCAUCUGGCGUUCCGUUCUCAUUCCCAUCUCAGGAAUGCUUAAAGGAUACCUCUUCUGCUGAGACCCCUCUUGCUGCAGAACCAGAGGCUACCUCACAGGCUGUCAUUUUUCACCAGUUUCCUACACCAAGUGCUGUGACAGUGAAGGAACAAACAUCAGAGGAGUGUCUUUUAGUUGGAGAACUCCCAAGCACAUCACCACUGCCUGUAGCUGCUUCUCCCUGUGCUGCUCGCACUGGACCUAUUAAGACCGGUGGGCGAGUUUUUGUGUUAAACCAUAAUAGAUGGACGGAUCCAAUGAGAAAUAUCAUUGAUGGUUGCAGUUAUGGCAGCGUCUUCACUCAGCCAGUGAAACAAUCAGUGUCCCAGUGAAAGUACUGGCACCUGCCCCAGUCAAUCCACCUGCAAAGGCUGUUCCUGAGGCUGUCCCUCUGGACCAGACAGCAUUCGAGAAGAUGGUGAAGGACAUCAUAGAGAAGCAGCAGGCAGUUCAGCAGCAACAACAAUUGCAGGUGCUGCAAAAAAAGCAAACCAGAUCCUGUUUAGCCUGUGGCCAGCCUAAGUCUCGAUACAUGGGUGAUGGCUCCUCAAUACAUUUCUUCUAUCAAGGUAGUGAUGUUAAAUACUUCUACUGCUCCAAGAAAGUAUUUGACACACAAGCCCCUUUCACACUGCACGUCGGACCCGCAAUAUUCCCGUAACAUUGCCUGGUCCUCUUCUGUGUGAAAGCAACCACGUCCCGGAAUUGAUUACCGAAUUGAACCCGGGUCGGGGACCUAGUAACAUUGCGGUAAUCGAUCCGGAACGAGCGCUGUGUGAACAAAAGCCAGAUCUAAUUCCGUAUCGAAGUGAUGACGCGCGUUAUCGCGCGACUCUUUUACCGGCUGUUUUGAAGGAAGAUCAACAUUCGCGACGAAAACAUAUGUGCAAACUGUAAUGAAGCAGAGAUCAGUUAGUUCCUCACUUUCCGCGCUGACGCCGAGAUCGUUUGCUUGCUUCAGUUAAAGUAUAACGUGCCAACCGUUGUCGACUCGUACAUUACACGUCACGCGCUGAUGUCACGUGUCGUUACGGGAUCUUCUAGGGUUGUGUGUGAAAGCACGCACAUAUACCGGGUCUUCACUGGCAGUGUGAAAGUGCCAAAUCUAGCGACCAGGAAACAAUUACAGGAACACUUUACCCCUGUAUUUGACGGAAUGGCAGUGUGAAAGGGGCUAUAUUCAGCAGAGGGCCUGACCAACCCCAGAAUGCCUUUUGAAGAUUUUGCAGAGACUCCUUUUUUUUCAGCGGGAACUGGAGGCCUCUAAGCAGAGAGGGACAGAAAGGAAGAGGGUCACUGAUGAGAGAAGCAAGCGGAAGUCAGCAGUGGAGCAUCCUACUGGUCGUCUGUGCAGAUUCUGCCACCUGCCACUGAAACAAGGACCCAACAGUCCUCAUAUUCACACUAGUUUACCUGGAGUGGCAGGCAAAUACAUUUACUGUCCUGCUAAAGUGUUUUCUCUUUAUCAGGCUCAGGGAAUGAGAGCAGAAAUGCCAUGGAGAGACUUUCAGCAGUCUCCAUUCUAUGAGACUGAGAAGCAGAGGUGGAUAAACGAAAAAAAAAAAAUGACUUCACUGUGCUACAAAACAAUAUUUGAGAUCUGGGCAUGUCAUUUGCCAAAGACAUUCUUGCACAAGGUUAUGUAAAUAACCUUGUACAUUUUUUUUUUUUAAUUAUUUCAUUUAUUUCCAUUUGUUCAUUAAAGCACAGAAAGGAUUCUUUUAUUCUAUUGCAUUGUAUUUUAGUGAGGUUUUAUUUUGUUGACUUGCAUUGUUAAUAACUGUUAUAACUAAACUGUCUACAUAAUUAUUUAAUUUUAAAAAUAUUUUUUUUCUUGUUUU
Messenger RNA from Carassius gibelio (silver crucian carp), 3835 nucleotides. RefSeq lists its product as uncharacterized. The transcript has 4 exons. NCBI's taxonomy places the organism in Eukaryota, Metazoa, Chordata, Actinopteri, Cypriniformes, Cyprinidae. The coding region runs from base 398 to 2326 and encodes 642 amino acids. The record is from RefSeq and is a predicted model, not a curated record.